Messenger RNA from Apodemus sylvaticus (European woodmouse), 916 nucleotides. Its product is annotated as kappa-casein-like. The coding region runs from base 1 to 894 and encodes 297 amino acids. The transcript is spliced from 7 exons. Gene Ontology annotation, cellular component: extracellular region. The record is from RefSeq and is a predicted model, not a curated record. NCBI's taxonomy places the organism in Eukaryota, Metazoa, Chordata, Mammalia, Rodentia, Muridae. Gene Ontology annotation, biological process: lactation; protein stabilization.
AUGGCACUGGGAGAGUAUAAAAGAGAUGCAGCAGUGAGGCGCCUGUCAUCCACCACUGAGGACGACAGGAGAGUCAGAGAGAAGGAGCUGAGUGGAGAGUUCCAGGACACUCUAAAUAAGAUGAAAGCUCUUCUCCUGCUCUCUGCCAUCCUGGCACUAAGUGCCUGUCUCCCGGUGCCUGAGGAGCAGGAACGAGAAAAGCGAAGUGCCAGUGACAGCGAUGAAUUACCUAUACGGAUUUCUUUUCCCCCAUACGAGUAUCCAUUUGGUGCAUACCCACGAUUCUUUUAUCAAGGCUACCCGUGGUAUUAUUAUCCUUAUUAUAAUCCUUUGUCCGUGCCCUUCGCUCCCCGUGCAAUAAUGAGGAACUUUAUCAUAGUCAUGAAUAUUCUGGCAUUAACUCUGCCCUUUUUGGCUGCAGAGGUGCAAAACCCAGAUUCAAACUGCCGUGAGAAGAACAAAGUAGUGUACGAUGAGCAGAGAGUCCAAUACACACCAGUCCGCUCCUUCCUGAGCCGCAAUUAUUAUGAACCUAAUUACUACCAGUACAGGUCCCCUGUGCCUGUUAGCCCAUACAUGUAUUACCCAUUUGUUGUAAAACUAUUUCUGCUUAGGUCUCCAGCCCCAAUCUCCAAAUGGCAACCAAUGCCAAACUUCCCCCAGCCUGUUGGCGUACCUCACGCCCUCCCAAGCCCAUCCUUUCUUGCCAUUCCUACAAAUGAAAAUCAGGAUAACACCGCCAUUCCAACCAUCAACCCCAUUACUCCCACUGUGUCCACACCAGUUUCUACCACAGAGUCAGUGACAAAUACUGUGGCCAAUCCUGAAGCUUCCACCGUAUCUGUCAAUAUCCCUGAGACUGCCACAGUCCCAGUAUCUUCACCUGCAGCAUGAAACGCUAAGGAAACAUUGAAGA